AUGGCCAAAAAUGAUGCGGUGAUACAAAGUCAAGCUGCCUCUCUUCAAAACCUUAAGUUGCAACUUGGACAUUUGGCUAAUGAAUUAAAAGCUAGGCCGCAAGGUUCUUUGCCUAGCGACACGAAAAAUCCAAGGAAGGAUGGGAAGGAAAAAUGCAAAUCCAUUCAACUAAGGAGUGGCAAGCAUCUGAAAAAUUCUGAGGAGGAAAUAAAGGGUAGUGGGGAGCCCACUUCAAUCCAAAUCGACGAAAAAUUUAGUAACAAAACUGCCCAGGAAAUUGCUAAUACCAGCCCAGUUGAUACAGCAAGGGGUCAGCAACCUGACAGUCAGCAAUCCGCACCACUCCAUAUCAAUAUUCCCUUGGUGGAAGCAUUGGAGCAAAUGCCGAAUUAUGUCAAGUUCUUAAAAGAUAUUUUGACAAAGAAAAGGAGGUUGGAGGAGUUUGAAACUGUAGCUCUCACCGAAGGAUGCAACGCCAUGUUAAAAAGUAAGAUUCCACCGAAGUUGAAGGAUCCUGGUAGUUUUACAAUCCCUUGUUCCAUUGGGGGACGGGAUGUUGGAAGAGCCUUACGUGAUUUAGGUGCAAGCAUCAACCUCAUGCCUAUAUCGAUCUUUAAGAAGUUGGGUAUUGGUGAAGCCUGUCCUACAACUGUUACAUUGCAGCUUGCUGACAGGUCCAUGGCCCAUCCAGAAGGAAAAAUAGAAGAUGUUCUAGUACAAGUUGACAAGUUCAUUUUUCUAGGUGAUUUCAUCAUCCUAGACUAUGAAGCUGAUAGAGAUGUGCCUAUUAUAUUGGGUCGGCCAUUCCUUACUACCGGGAGAACUCUGAUUGAUGUGUAA
Messenger RNA from Cannabis sativa, 840 nucleotides. RefSeq lists its product as uncharacterized. Bases 1 to 840 code for a protein of 279 amino acids. The transcript has 2 exons. The record is from RefSeq and is a predicted model, not a curated record. NCBI's taxonomy places the organism in Eukaryota, Viridiplantae, Streptophyta, Magnoliopsida, Rosales, Cannabaceae.